Messenger RNA from Kwoniella shivajii, 678 nucleotides. RefSeq lists its product as uncharacterized. NCBI's taxonomy places the organism in Eukaryota, Fungi, Basidiomycota, Tremellomycetes, Tremellales, Cryptococcaceae. Bases 1 to 678 code for a protein of 225 amino acids. The transcript has a single exon. The record is from RefSeq and is a predicted model, not a curated record.
AUGCUCUUCUGUGGUCUCAGUCUCCCUAGGAGCAAAAGGAGUAGAAGACCGACCAGAUCAACCCCAGAACAAUCCACCAAUGCCACCAAUGCCACCGCCGCCUCCUCUGCAAAUGAGCCCGUGGAGGCAAUUUCUACCAUAAACGCCAUGUAUUACCGCCCGAGGGCGAUUGAGCGUUACACGGAAGACAUCCUGACCCGUCUAGUGUACGAGAAAGGGAGAUUUCUGCCUAUAGCUGCACAACACCGGUAUGGGACACAAUAUCAAUCGGGAACUUCAGAUGUUUUUCAAGGUGAUGCAGAGCGAGAGUUCUUAAACGCGACUUCGCAGGCGUAUUCGAGUCACUCAGACAUCAUGAAAAAGGUCGAAACUCUCGCUUCAGAGAUGGCCGACAAAGUUCAGAAGAUCGCGGGUGCUAAAGGACUAAAAGAAAGGGAUUGGCCGCGAUUCAAGUGGGCGAUCGAAGUGCAAAGACAUUUGGAUGACACAUCAACCAAUGUAACCGUCUCACUUUCGGACAUUGAAUUUAACCCAUUUGGACCGAACUUCCAAUUGCCCACCAAGUCUCAGUCUUUAGGACCAGUCAAUAUCCCAGACCCAGAAUAUCAAGAUAGCGGCUGGUUGAGCAGCUUCGCUGAGACCGGGUACGAUAACAGAGGUAUAUCUCUCUCGGAAUAA